AAAUAUUUUCUUCUGUGUGUCAAUAUAUUUUCCACACAUAUAAUUUUAAUUUUAAUUUUAUUUAUUUAUUAACAUGGGACAUACAUUUGAUGAAAACAGAUAAGAACUGAUGUGUAACCGUUAAAGCUUUUCUCCCAUAAUUCAUUGCAGAAAAUUCAAUAUUAGGCACCAAAUUUUUGUCUGGUUGUAGUGUCUUUCAUUGUUGGUUGUUGUCUCAAAAUUCUCUUAUAUAUCCUUUGGCCAUUAUCAAAAGCCAAAUUAACACACUCUUUAUACACUCUGCACUUAAUCAUCAAUCUUCUCUUCAUUCUUUCUACUGCAUAUUCAGAUUUCUCCUCAAACUUUUAAGUAGAUUUCUUAUAAGUGAGAAGAAGUUCUUUUUAUCGUGAAGCUUAACGGCGGCGCGGAGAAUGAGUCAGCCUAAAAUUAAGCGUAGAGUUGGUAUAUAUGAGGUUGGAAGGACCAUUGGUGAAGGAACAUUUGCAAAGGUGAAAUUUGCAAGGAACUCUGAGACAAAUGAGGCGGUGGCUCUCAAAAUUCUUGACAAAGAGAAAGUUCUCAAGCAUAAGAUGGCUGAGCAGAUCAAGCGGGAAAUAGCUACAAUGAAGUUAAUCAAGCAUCCGAAUGUUGUUCAACUAUAUGAGGUCAUGGGAAGCCGGACAAAAAUAUAUAUUGUUUUGGAGUUUGUGACCGGCGGCGAGCUUUUUGACAAAAUUGUAAACCAUGGACGAAUGAGCGAAAGUGAAGCGCGUAGGUAUUUCCAGCAGCUUAUAAAUGUUGUUGAUUAUUGUCAUAGCAGGGGUGUCUAUCACAGAGACUUAAAGCCAGAAAAUUUGCUAUUAGAUGAUAAAGGUAACCUUAAAGUCUCCGAUUUCGGGUUGAGUGCACUCUCCCAGCAAGUUAGGGACGACGGACUUCUCCAUACUACGUGUGGAACUCCAAAUUAUGUUGCUCCUGAGGUCCUUAAUGAUAGAGGCUAUGAUGGAGCAACUGCAGACUUGUGGUCAUGUGGAGUGAUCCUCUUUGUAUUGGUUGCAGGUUACUUGCCUUUUGAUGACCCUAAUCUUAUGGAACUAUAUAAAAAAAUCUCGGCUGCCGAGUUUACUUGUCCCCCGUGGCUUUCUUUCAGUGCGAGGAAAUUGAUAGCUCGAAUCUUGGAUCCGAAUCCCAUGACUCGUAUCUCGAUGGCAGAGAUUUUGGAUGAUGAAUGGUUUAAGAAAGAUUACAAGCCUCCGGUUUUUGAGGAGAAUGGAGAAACCAACCUCGACGACGUAGAAGCUGUCUUUAAAGAUUCUGAAGAGCACCAUGUGACAGAAAAGAAAGAAGAGCAGCCGACAUCUAUGAAUGCAUUCGAGUUGAUUUCAAUGUCCAGAGGGCUCAACCUUGAAAACUUGUUUGAUAUUGAGCAGGGAUUUAAAAGGGAAACAAGGUUCACAUCGAAAUCCCCCGCAGACGAGAUAAUCAACAAGAUUGAAGAAGCUGCUAAACCUCUUGGCUUUGAUGUGCAGAAGAAAAAUUACAAAAUGAGGCUUGCAAAUAUGAAAGCUGGAAGGAAAGGAAACCUUAAUGUUGCCACAGAGGUAUUUCAAGUAGCACCUUCCCUUCACAUGGUUGAAGUAAGGAAAGCAAAAGGAGAUACAUUGGAGUUCCAUAAGUUCUACAAAAAACUUUCAAAAUGUUUGGACGAUGUUGUUUGGAAAACAGAAGAUGAUAUGCAAAAGCAAGAAGCAAAAUGAUAUUAAUAAUAUAUUAAUUUAUUAAUAUCAUUAUCACAAGUGUAAUAUUCUUAAUGUAUGAAGUCCUACUAUUUUUUUCAUAUUUCUUUAUUCGUUAUUUCCCCAACAGAAUUCUUCUUGUAGGUUUGUUUUGGACAUUUACAUAUUAAUCAUAUAUUGUAUUAUUUUUUUGGAAAGCAUGAAGUUUAUGUAAGAAUUUUAGAAUCAAGAGUUCAUGAAACAAUAUAUGAGACAAUUUGUACUAGUAUAAUGUAUAUAUGUAUUUUAUUUUUCUAUUUGAAAA
This is a messenger RNA of Cicer arietinum (chickpea), 2019 nucleotides long. RefSeq names its product CBL-interacting serine/threonine-protein kinase 3-like. The record is from RefSeq and is a predicted model, not a curated record. Gene Ontology annotation, biological process: protein phosphorylation; signal transduction. Lineage: Eukaryota; Viridiplantae; Streptophyta; Magnoliopsida; Fabales; Fabaceae. Gene Ontology annotation, molecular function: ATP binding; protein serine/threonine kinase activity.